AUGGAGACCUCACAUUCAGGUCACUGGCCAUGUCCAGCUUCCAUCUUCGAUUUCAUGGUCUCAAUCUGCUUGACCAUCCUACAUUCUGUCAACCGCGCGGCGCGUAUCAUCCGGCCAUUUUUCUGGGCUGCCCUGGAGUGGACCGAGAAUGUGCUCGUGACUGCAGGAAACGCUCUACUUGCCGCUACUCUGGUUCUUCUCUUAUGGUUUUCCAUCAUCUAUCUAUGCUGCUUCACGAUCUACAUGUUCUGCAGACUGCUACGUCGACACCACAAGUACCGACAACAUCGUACUGAACGUCAACCACUACUUGCUAGGCCCCCGAGGCGGAGGCGUCUACCAUCCUGGACACUGUCAAGUUCAAGCAGUGAGAGACGGCGAUUUCUUCACGAUCAUACAGCAUACAGAGAUCUCUUUCGAGCUGAUCUGGACCGGAGACGUCAGGAUGCCCUCAGGCGAGAACAACACAGAGCGGUCGAAACUCGUAGUCGAGAGUACCGCGAGCGUAGACUCAGGGAGGCACUUCGACAAUCCUCAAGCACGCCUUUGUACGGCCAACCACAGACCAUCAUCAAUUGGUUGCAGGCUUCUAGCACCCCAACAAUCACCCAUCAACCUAGUUACGGCACUCUCCCCAUGAGAGGUGCACAGCCGCGACCUGAACGACGCGCUGAUCCACCGCCGCCAUAUCCGCAGAACUUCAAAGAAUCACCACCACCAUAUUCGAGUCCUCGAACAGAUCUGCCGCCCUCUUAUGAUUGA
Molecule: messenger RNA, 762 nt
Organism: Aureobasidium melanogenum CBS 110374
Lineage: Eukaryota; Fungi; Ascomycota; Dothideomycetes; Dothideales; Saccotheciaceae
Exons: 1
Coding region: 1-762 (253 amino acids)
Source: RefSeq, a predicted model, not a curated record